AUGGUUAUAAUGUAUUUUAUUGUUUUAUUCUUCGCUUGUUUACAAAGCCUUGACUGUCAUACGGGACACAAACUUGAGAACUCUAGGUUCAAUUUUUUCGACACCGACCUCCUUCGUUACUCAGCUGAAGACCGAAAAGGCAAUGUGGUUGUAUCACCAGCCAGUAUCAAGUCAAUUCUAUCAAUGCUGUUAGAGGGCGCCAAUGGCACAACAGCAACAGAAAUAAGAAAUGCUUUGAGACUAUCGCCUGAUAAAGAUGAGUUCAGGGAGCAGUUGAAUGGAUACUUAUCAGUUUUACGGACAAAUGAACCUGGAGUGACUUUACUUAAUUCAAAUGCAAUGUUCCUGUCAUCUACAAUUAAAAACGUGAGAAAGGAAUUUCUGGUUAUGUUGCAUAAGGUGUAUUUAUCAGAGAUACGUCUUAUCGACUUCCGGCAACCAGUGCCUGCAGCCAAUUUAAUAAACUCCUGGGUCAAUAACAAUACAAGGGGCCUUAUUACAAACUUAGUGGAACCUGAACACGUCGAUCCCAUGUCUGAGCUGCUCCUCGCCAACUCAUUAUACUUCAAGAGUACGUGGCAGCACGCUUUUGAUCCCUCCAACACGCAAGGCUCCUGUUUCCAUAACCGUGGCGUUUGUAAGACGGUCGCUAUGAUGGAGCUGCACGCUGAACUCAACUAUGCAUAUGUAGAUAAUUUAAGAGCUCAUGCAUUGGAACUGCCCUAUGAGGGUGGCCGCUAUUCUAUGAUCUUGCUCGUGCCACAUGAUCAUGACGGUGUAUUUGCACUUAUAAGGGACCUACCCUACAUGAGUUUACCGCAAAUAUGUAGUAUUAUGGAACCGAAUGACGUCCGACUCUUUAUGCCAAAAUUUACAAUCGACUAUAACGAAGACAUGGCUGAAACCUUACAGGCGAUGAAAAUUACCUCCUUAUUUUCGGGGACUGUGGAUCUAUCGGGCAUGUUUAAUGGCAGUUCUCCUCAAGUGAAUAACAUAUUCCAUAAAGUCCACAUAUCAGUAGACGAAGAAGGAACAGUUGCAGCAGCAGCGUCUUCCGCCAUGGUCAUACCUCUCAUUGAAAAUGGAGUGCAAAUUCGUGUUGAUCGUCCAUUCGUCUUCUUUAUUAUAGACAACAAGCUUGGCUUGAUAUUGUUCGAAGGAAAGGUCGAGGAGCCAACACCUUAUGUACCAGUUGUACCAAAAUAUUCAGACAUCCAACAAGGCCCUAAGGCAUCAAUACCUUAUGUACCAGCUGAACCAAACUAUUCAAACAUCCAACAAGGCCCUCCAACAAGGUUUAUUGUACCACCCCAAGCACAAUUUAAUUCACGGUAUCACGCCAAGGGAAGAUUUUAUGGUUAA
Parnassius apollo (apollo) is the source of this 1362-nucleotide messenger RNA. NCBI's taxonomy places the organism in Eukaryota, Metazoa, Arthropoda, Insecta, Lepidoptera, Papilionidae. The record is from the annotation of a GenBank genome assembly.